GCGUGGGGCGGAGCUUGCCGCGGGCGGCGCUGUCCCGGGGCUCGGGGCAGCCGUAGCCGCCGCGGAGGGCAGCUGGAGAGAACGGGCGCAGAGAAGAGCACCCUCCAUGCCCAGAUGCCAGAGUAGCUGCCCUGCCCCCUGUUGCCCAGCCCAGGGGCGGUCACGGAAGAGCGAUGGAGGCCUGGCUGGGCAGGCUCCGGCUAUGUGUAAUGCUGCUUCAGCCUCUCCUCCAGCUCUGCCAGGAUCAGGAGUUCAGGGCUCCCAGCGCUGUGAGCUGAACUGCCGUCCCCGUGGCUUCCGGUUCUAUGUCCGUCACACGGAAAAGGUGCAGGAUGGGACCCUGUGCCAGCCCGGAUCCUUAGACAUUUGUGUGGCUGGACGCUGCUUGAGCCCCGGCUGUGAUGGGAUCCUUGGCUCUGGCAGGCGUCCGGAUGGCUGUGGGGUCUGUGGAGGCGAUGGUUCUACCUGUCGUCUUGUUUCGGGAAACCUCACGGAUCGAGGGGGCCCCUUGGGCUAUCAGAAGAUCCUGUGGAUCCCGGCUGGCGCCUCCCGCCUGCAGAUUGCCCAGCUCAGACCCAGUUCCAAUUACCUCGCACUUCGUGGGCCUGGAGGCAGCUCCAUCAUCAAUGGGAACUGGGCUGUGGAUCCUCCAGGGGCCUAUCCGGCCAUCGGGACUGUCUUCCAGUAUAACCGGCCUCCGAGGGAGGAAGGCAAGGGCGAGAGUCUGUCCGCCGAAGGCCCUACCACCCAGCCCGUGGAUGUCUAUAUGAUCUUCCAGGAGGACAACCCCGGGGUUUUUUAUCAGUAUGUCAUCUCUUCCCCGCCUGCGGUCCUAGAGAGUCCGUCCACCCAGCGUCCGGCCCUGCAGCCUCAGCCUGAGAUGCUGCGGGGGGAGCCCCUGCUCGCUUCAGCCCCCCGCCCAGUUCGGGCACCAGGCACGCUCCAGCGUCAGGUGCGGAUUCCCCAAGUGCCUGCUGCGACUCACGUCAGGUCGGCUGGGUCUUCGGUGGGAUACUGGAAGCAGGCAGGGCACUCUGCAUGCUCAGCAUCCUGUGGAAAAGGUGUCUGGCGCCCCCUUUUCCUCUGCAUUUCCCGUGAGUCGGGAGAGGAGUUGGAGGACCAGAGCUGUGCCAUGGGUGCCAAACCCCCGGCCUCCCCUGAACCCUGCCAUGGGCCCCCGUGUCCCCCAUACUGGGAGGCUGGUGAGUGGACUUCCUGUAGCCGAUCCUGUGGCCCUGGCACCCAGCACCGCCAGCUGCUCUGCAGACAGGAGUUUGGAGACGGUGGCUCCUCAGUACCUCCAGAGCGUUGUGCCCACCUGCCCCGGCCCAACAUCACCCAGCCUUGUCAGCUGCACCUCUGUGGCCACUGGGAGAUUAGCUCCCCCUGGAGCCAGUGCUCUGUGCGCUGUGGUCGCGGUCAAAGGAGCCGGCAGGUUCGGUGUGUUGGAAACAACGGUGAUGAAGUGAGCAAGCAGGAAUGUGCUUCCGGGCCACCCCCACCUCCCAGCAGAGAGGCCUGCGACAUGGGCCCCUGUACCACAGCCUGGUUCUACAGUGACUGGAGUUCCAAGUGCUCGGCGGAGUGCGGGACAGGAAUCCAGAGGCGCUCUGUGGUGUGCCUGAGGAGCGGGGAGAGCCUGCAGGGAGACCGGGAAGCGGGGAGCAGCGAGCAGGGCUGCCCCCUCAGGAGCCGCCCUCCGGACAUGCGAGCCUGCAGCCUGGGGCCCUGUGAGAGGACGUGGCGCUGGUACACAGGGCCCUGGAGUGAGUGCUCCUCAGAGUGUGGGUCCGGCACACAGCACAGAGACGUUAUUUGUGUGUCCAAACUGGGGGCUGAGUUCAACGUGACUCCUCCCGGCAACUGUUCCCACCUGCCCAGGCCCCCUGCCCUGCAGCCCUGCCAGGGCCAGGCCUGUGAGGACCGAUGGUUUUCUACGCUCUGGAGCCCGUGUUCUCGCUCCUGCCAGGGAGGCACGCAGACGAGAGAGGUCCAGUGCCUGAGCGCCAACCACACUCUCAGCGCCCGAUGUCCCCCUCACCUGCGACCCUCCAGGAAGCGGCCCUGUAACGGCCAACCCUGCAACCAGCGCCCGGAUGACCAAUGCAAGGACAGCUCUCCACACUGCCCCCUGGUGGUGCAGGCCCGGCUCUGCGUCUACCCCUACUACACAGCGACCUGCUGCCGCUCCUGCGCGCACGUCCUGGAGCGGUCCCAGCCGGAGCCUGCUUGAACCGGGCCCAGGAGACCCCGUCUUUCGUGGUUUUCUCACGCCGCCACCGGUCACCCGUUGACUAGCCACUCUGUGUCCUCUGGCUUUUCACCCCGUCUCAGUCUCACCGGAGGUGUCCUCCAGGGCGAGGGCGGUGUGAUGCCCCUGGCCUCCCUGGGCGGCUGUCCCCCUCCACAUGUAUAUGGCUUCCUCAAAAGCAGGCUGAGAGAGCGUGGGCCGCGGCCCGGGCCGCGGAGGAAGGUUACGUUUCCACACGAACCUGAGCCACUCGGAGUGUGCUCCCUGAGGUGGACGUCCAGUGUUGCGGCCCAAUCAUUUCCGCGUCAGGCCCCUCACGCCCCUCCAGCGACCUUGUGGAUCCUGCCUUAUCUAGUCUCUGCACCCCGACCUCCCUGCCCAGCUGGGGGUGCCGCUGCUACCCUGCCCUGCCCAGGGAGGAGCACCUCUCCAGAGCAGGGACCAGUUUUGUAGAGGGUGAGGUAGACAAAUGUCAGCCUAAAACGCCCUGGCCCCAGCCCCCGCUUCACGCCGAAAACGAUGCCCACCCCAGAACUAAUUUAUUUUUUAUUAAAGUUGAUUGUGACAAGU
Messenger RNA from Psammomys obesus (fat sand rat), 2821 nucleotides. It is a transcript of the gene Adamtsl4, whose product is annotated as ADAMTS like 4. Gene Ontology annotation, molecular function: metalloendopeptidase activity. The record is from RefSeq and is a predicted model, not a curated record. The coding region runs from base 107 to 2233 and encodes 708 amino acids. The transcript has 15 exons. Gene Ontology annotation, biological process: extracellular matrix organization. Gene Ontology annotation, cellular component: extracellular matrix. NCBI's taxonomy places the organism in Eukaryota, Metazoa, Chordata, Mammalia, Rodentia, Muridae.